Messenger RNA from Caenorhabditis angaria, 1005 nucleotides. NCBI's taxonomy places the organism in Eukaryota, Metazoa, Nematoda, Chromadorea, Rhabditida, Rhabditidae. The record is from the annotation of a GenBank genome assembly.
AUGAAAUCAUUUAUUUUGGCUAUUUGUGUUGGAUUUGUGCUCACCUUUGAGGGCCGUAAGUUAAAGGGAGGAAGUUAGGAUAACUCCGAAAUACUACUCUCAAGAUAAACCUCAUUUUUUUCCAGAAAUGUCUUGGUGUGAUUAUUGGAACCAUCGAGGAAUCGCAAAAGCUGAAUGCCAUCCAGCCAAACUUCAACAUUGGUCACUUCCAUCAUCUACACAUAGACAACAACAACAUCAAGAAAAACUCGUAUUAGCCAUGCCAAUUUGUGAUCUUGUUACUGAUUGGUCAAGAUGUCAAAACUCAAAUCAUUGUCCUCUCGGACUCCUUUGCUGGCGGCAAGAAUCUGGAAGUCCAUGUUGCACACCUCAAUUGAAUAAGAUUAUAAAUCAAGACAAUGAGCAAUGCCCUGCUCCUUCUACUUUAGGUAUUCAAUGUAAUGUUAAAGUGAGUUCCUGCCAGGAACUUCCUGGGAAAAUAUUUAGGAUAUGAAUUAAUUUGCGGUUUUCAGAAUCCUAUCAGUUGGUGUAAUCAUGAUAUGGAUUGUCAUCGAUCUUCAGCUGUUCAAAAAUGUUGUCCUUCUGGAUGUGGAUAUAAUUUAUGCCUUCAAACUACUUCAAACUUCAAACAGAUGAAUAUGAGAUGUUAGUUUUGGGCUCGGGUUAAUUUUUUUUUGAAAAUUCUAGUUGAGUUAAUGGUGGACAUAAGAGAUCAAGAAAAACAAUUUUUGUGAAAAGUUUGAGAUAAAAUUAUUUUUGAUCUACCAGACAUUAAGAAAACCUAAAAAUUCCCCUUUUCCAGUAGCGGCUAUGUCAAUUGUACCGGAUAACUGUCCACCAAUGGAUUCAAUCGCUGUCUCAUGUGUCGCUUAUGGUGUCAGUUGGUGUCAAAACAGCAAUCAAUGCCUACAAAACGGUGUUCAAACUCGUUCAUGUUGUCCAACUCGUUGCGGAUAUAAUGUAUGUCUUUUGAAAUUAUCACCAACAAAUUGGAUUAUUGCUUGA